CACACCUUUAAAAAGAAAAUAGCAGUUGGUGGUAGCAGGAAGCAGGAAGAGAAAGAGAUGACAAUAAUAUUUAUAUAUGUAUAAAACCGUGAUAUUUUCAAUGAUGGCAGAGAUGCAUAAUUAAUUGAGAGAUGCAUAGUUAAUUUUUGAGAGAGAAAGUUUACAAGAAUCGAAAAUACUCAAUAAUAGUAUCAAUUGCAAUACUUACAAAAUCUAAGUGAAAAUGUCAGCUUAUGUUAUGUGCUUAACUUCCUCUGGAGGGAUUCCUUUAUUUUCUCGCCAGAAGGGAGACAGUGAUACAAUGACGUUUUCGAAAAUUGCAUCCCUCAAUGGAAUUCACAUGUUCUUAAAGUCACAAGAUAUCAGUUUGUUAAGCACCGACUUGCCAGAUAUGACAGUAGUAUGGAAAGAAUUUGAGCAAUGCAUUAUAUUAAUAGCAAUUGCAAGUGGAGUAACAAAAUAUAUAUUGGAUAAAUUUUUGGAUGCUACUUUUGGUGCAAUGGUCCUUUUCGCUGGCAUUGAUGAAAUAAAAAACUGUAAAAAUAUAGAAAGGCUUAAGAAGGACAUGCGUCUCUGUAGCUCUAUUAUUGACAGCUUAAUGGAUUGCUUGGACAUAGGAGAUAAAAUUUCUACAAAAACCAAUAUGGUUAAUAUGACAGAAUGCAUCAUAUCCUCAGAAAAUACUUUACUUCAGACUUGUUUGGAAGGAUUUAUGGAAUAUCUGGACUCAAUAUACGGAUGUGUUCUGGUUCAUGGUUGUGUGGCAGCUGCUACAGAGGGCUGGUGGUUGCUAGAUCCUGUAGAAAGAAAAUUGUUAACUAUAGCCAUUACUUCAGAGAGUAUUUGUACUACACAUGACAUUCCAGUUUUUUUACCUUGUAAAAGUCCAAAUGUAGCUUUCAGAUUAGUAUCUAUAACUCUUAUUAAUCAUGUACAAGUUUUGGCAUUAUGUGGACCAAAUCCAGAAUUAACAGAAAUUGAGAGAUUUGCUGUACAAUGUUGGAAGAGUAAUAUGGAUGCAUUAUGUACUGUUGAACAGUGUUAUCCACGAAAUUUACCUGCAUCAGUCUCUUUAAAUAAUGAGACACUUGGGUUUUUGCUGGCAAAUUACAAAAUAGAAAAAUUCGUACUUGGUAGAAACUUGCAAUGUGAAAAAAAUCGUGUAACAGGAUCACAUAGAUUAGAUAUUCUACGAACGUUUUAUCAUCAAGCAGUUGAAAUGUUUGGAUUAUCAGUUGAAUACAAAGAGACUAAUGAUGAGAAGGUAAUUACAAAUGCCUGGCAGUUUACUGGAGCAAAGGAAACAUACUUAUGUUCUGAAUAUCACAAAUGUCAUGCUGUAAAACAUAAUGACUAUAUUCUUUGUGUUUUAUAUACAUCUAUAGUACCUACUCAUACUAUGAGACUAAUUAGUCAGAAAAUACUAAAAAUGAUGUUCAAUGAUAAGCAGACAUAUUGGUAGAUUAGUUUAUAUAAUGUAUAUAAAAUAAAGAAUACUUUUAUAUAUUAA
This is a messenger RNA of Nylanderia fulva, 1510 nucleotides long. It is a transcript of the gene fy, whose product is annotated as fuzzy planar cell polarity protein-like protein. Gene Ontology annotation, biological process: non-motile cilium assembly; vesicle-mediated transport. NCBI's taxonomy places the organism in Eukaryota, Metazoa, Arthropoda, Insecta, Hymenoptera, Formicidae. The record is from RefSeq and is a predicted model, not a curated record.